CCAACACUUAGCGGUGAUAUGUUCACUUUUAGUAUGUGUAUCGGCGAAGUCUUUCACUUUAGUGAUAGACACGACGUAUUCUAUGCAGGACGAGAUCAGCAUGAUACGAUCAAGAAUCAGGCCGCUGGUAGAAUCGAUUGGAAAUUCGAGUUCGUCUAUAGAAAAUUAUAUUAUUGUACCUUUUAACGAUCCGGAAGUUGGUACAGCACAAAUAUUUGCCUCAGGAGAAUCAUUCUUAAAAGCCAUAGACAAUCUAUCUGUGUCCGGUGGCCGCGAUAUACCGGAAAAGGCUCUUUCUGGUUUACAAAAGGCUUUACAGGAGAGCAGACCGGAAUCAGACAUAUUUCUGUUCACCGAUGCAUGUGCCAAGGAUGAGGCCAAGUUUGAUGACAUUGAGAGACUAUGUCGCGUAACAAGGAGCAAGGUCAUAGUUUUCAUGAGUGGCACGUGUCGGAAUUCCCCUACACAUUGGGUGGGGAACCUAGAAACCUACUACCAAAUAACUAAAGUAUGUUUUGGAAAUGUCUUCCAGUUGGACCUUAACUAUUAUGGCCAAGCAUUUAGGUUUAUGAGAGAGAUCGUAAGAGAUGGAUAUAACGACGUAAAAACUUUCGAAGCAUUUUCUGACUACCGACAGUUAUCGUUUCCAGUGGACAGCUUAACUAGAGACGUGAUCAUCUCCGUUUCUGGAGAGCGGCCUACUCUGCAGCUGUUUGAGGAGACUGGACACAGCCCUCGAACGGAGUCGCUGAUCGAAACUAGUCAACUACAGGUAGUCAGGAUUGUGGCGCCUCACCGCGGUCAAUACCAAGCCUCAGUGCGGUGCCAGGGAAUGAUAUCCGCGACCAUUUACACGAGAUCGGAGUGCCCACUGGAAAUCGGGUUCUCCCCGUUCAACCCUAGAAGCAUUGAGGAAACUACACCGUCACCGCUACCAGGACGGGAAAGUUUCAUUUUCGUCCUCGUACCAAUGUCAUAUGAGUAUAAGUUGGGCAGUUUAACAAUCCACAUGCUGAACAAGGAUAGCCAAAAAACAUUGAAUUUGAUGGAAAGUGAAGUCAGCGCCCGAGUUUACAUCAGCAAGUCCUAUUUUGAGCCUGGGUGUAUAUUUAGGAUGACGGUCAGUGGUAUUGACAAAGUCUCUUCAGAACCGGUACGAAUAAUAAGCAAAACACUCGAAUCACAAAAAGAAGUGUCAGCAUCAUCCCGGUCUGCAGCUGUCAUAGAGUCCAUAAUCCCAGAGACCUCCUUGACGGACUACAAGAAAGACGCAACAGUCUCCUGCAAGGUCACGGGGUAUCCUCAACCUGUCAUAUGGUGGGAAGACGAGGCUGGACAAAAGAUGGCGACUCAGGAUAGUCUAUUGCAAUAUCCGUCAACGUACAUAAGUUACGUCACAGUACCGAAUAUAAGAGAUAACCAAACAGUAACAUGCAAGGCUAGUACUGAUACUGGCAGUGAUUCUAGAACUACAAAUCUUUUUGUAUACAGACCAUAUGUGUUCCAAAUGAUCAGGACGCCUCAAGAUACGACUAUAGAAUAUGAAGCUGAAGGAAGACUGUAUUGCGAAGUUAAUGCUUAUCCUGAAGCAGAGAUAAAAUGGUUCCACAAUGACAAACUGUAGUAUUCACUACGAAUGAAGCGACAGACGAAG
This is a messenger RNA of Leguminivora glycinivorella, 1654 nucleotides long. RefSeq names its product hemicentin-1-like. The transcript is spliced from 11 exons. NCBI's taxonomy places the organism in Eukaryota, Metazoa, Arthropoda, Insecta, Lepidoptera, Tortricidae. Bases 83 to 1624 code for a protein of 513 amino acids. The record is from RefSeq and is a predicted model, not a curated record.